GGAGGCGUAUCACCGCGUAACGACAGCCAAUGAUAAAAUACCAAUCGCAACACCUUUCCCUUUACAUUCCAUGAAAGAUAUAGUGUGUGGGGGCAGUCGAGAGAUUCGAACAACAAAAAGGGUGAUUGAAAACAAUCUUUUCAAUGGCAAGCAGGAGAGCUCUGCAGUCAUUGUCGCUUAGAUUUUGCAAGGGAAGGAGUUUCGGUGCUGUGCCUGAAGCCAGCAAGGUUACUUCCUGCUCUCAAAAAAUCAUCAACUUGGAAUAUGAAUACAGUGCGCACAAUUAUCACCCAGUCCCCAUUGUAUUUUCGCAAGCAAAUGGAUCAUCUGUAUGGGAUCCAGAGGGCAACAGAUAUCUGGAUUUCCUUGCAGCUUACUCAGCAGUUAAUCAGGGACAUUGUCAUCCUAAGAUCAUGGAAGCAUUACAAAAGCAGACAGAAAGGCUCACCCUCAGCUCUCGAGCCUUUUACAAUGAUAGAUUUCCAAUAUUUGCCGAGUGUCUGCGUGACAUGUUUGGCUAUGACAUGGUACUUCCUAUGAACACCGGUGCAGAAGGUGUGGAAACAGCUCUGAAGUUGGCAAGGAAAUGGGGUUACGAGAAGAAAAAAAUUCCUAAAGACGAGGCUAUUAUUGUCUCGUGUUGUGGCUGCUUCCAUGGUCGUACGUUGGCUGUUAUCUCCAUGAGCUGUGACAACGAAGCUACCCGUGGUUUUGGGCCAUUGUUGCCUGGCCAUCUUAAAGUUGAUUUUGGUGAUGCAGCUGCUCUUGAGAAACUUUUUAAAGAAAAUGGCGAUCGAAUAGCUGGAUUUCUGUUUGAACCCAUUCAAGGAGAGGCUGGGGUACGUGUGCCCCCCGAUGGUUAUUUAAAAGCUGUCAGAGAUCUAUGCUCCAAAUAUAAUGUUUUAAUGAUUGCUGAUGAGGUACAAUCUGGCUUAGCACGAACAGGAAAAAUGCUGGCUUGCGACUGGGAAGAAGUGCGCCCAGAUGUAGUGAUACUUGGAAAGGCACUGGGUGGUGGAGUGAUACCUGUAAGUGCAGUGCUUGCAGACAAAGAUGUGAUGCUUUGUAUCCGACCCGGAGAGCAUGGAAGUACCUUUGGUAAUCCAUUGGCCAGUGCAGUUGCUAUUGCCUCACUAAACGUGAUCAAAGAUGAGCAACUUGCUGAGAGAUCUGCCGAGCUGGGAGAGGAGCUAAGGCAACAGCUACUUAAGAUUCAGCAGCAAUAUCCAAACUACAUAAAAGAAGUUAGAGGAAGAGGUUUGUUCAAUGCUUUGGAGCUCAACAGCAAGAGUCUCUUCCCGAUUUCUGCAUAUGAUAUCUGCCUAAAGUUGAAGGAGAGAGGAGUUCUUGCUAAGCCCACCCAUGAUACUAUCAUCCGAUUAACUCCUCCACUCUCAAUAAGUUUGGAUGAGCUCCAAGAAGGCUCAAAGGCACUUUGUGAUGUUCUGGAAUUUGAUCUACCAAAGAUGCAGAAAGCAAAGCCAGAGCAUGUCUCCUCAAUUAGUUCCAACAUAUGUGACCGUUGCGGGCGAGACUUGUAUGGUUCUCCAGAUAAAGAUAUCUGAGAAAUAUGUAAUUGCAGAAAUGUUUGUCGUGCGUAUCUAUCACAUGGAUUUUCUGAACUCCAUUUCCAGUUUUUUAAAUAUUUUUCAAGUGGUAUUUAGACAUCAUGAUAUCUCAUCUCAAUCUGGAUGAUGUUUUUGGUCUAUUCAUCAAAUAUACUAUAUGAUGAAAGAAUAUUAUAAA
This is a messenger RNA of Juglans microcarpa x Juglans regia, 1746 nucleotides long. Its product is annotated as ornithine aminotransferase, mitochondrial-like. The record is from RefSeq and is a predicted model, not a curated record. Gene Ontology annotation, cellular component: cytoplasm. NCBI's taxonomy places the organism in Eukaryota, Viridiplantae, Streptophyta, Magnoliopsida, Fagales, Juglandaceae. Gene Ontology annotation, molecular function: L-ornithine transaminase activity; pyridoxal phosphate binding; identical protein binding.